CGCCGCGCCGCUCGCCGCCCGGCUAGCACUGACGUGUCGCUCGGGCCGCGGAGCCUGUGUCGCCGGGCAGAGGAGCGGAGCGGGACGCCGGGACCUCGCAGCCUCCGCCAUGGCGAUCAAAUUUCUGGAAGUCAUCAAGCCCUUCUGUGUCAUCCUGCCGGAGAUACAGAAACCGGAGAGGAAGAUCCAGUUCAAGGAGAAAGUGCUGUGGACAGCCAUCACCCUCUUUAUCUUCCUAGUGUGCUGUCAGAUUCCCCUGUUUGGUAUCAUGUCUUCAGACUCCGCCGACCCUUUCUAUUGGAUGAGAGUGAUUCUGGCCUCUAACCGAGGCACGCUGAUGGAGCUGGGCAUCUCUCCCAUUGUCACCUCCGGCCUCAUUAUGCAGCUCCUGGCUGGCGCCAAGAUAAUCGAAGUUGGCGACACCCCAAAAGACAGAGCCCUCUUCAAUGGAGCCCAAAAGUUAUUUGGCAUGAUCAUUACCAUCGGCCAGUCCAUCGUGUAUGUGAUGACGGGGAUGUAUGGAGACCCUUCUGAGAUGGGCGCUGGGAUCUGCCUGCUGAUCACCAUCCAGCUCUUCGUGGCUGGCUUAAUCGUCCUGCUUUUGGAUGAGCUCCUGCAGAAGGGGUACGGGCUGGGCUCUGGCAUUUCUCUCUUCAUCGCCACUAACAUCUGUGAGACCAUCGUCUGGAAGGCCUUCAGCCCUACCACCGUCAACACUGGCCGAGGAAUGGAGUUCGAAGGCGCUAUCAUAGCACUCUUCCACCUGCUGGCCACGCGCACCGACAAAGUGCGCGCACUGCGAGAGGCCUUCUACCGCCAGAACCUCCCCAACCUCAUGAAUCUGAUCGCCACCAUCUUUGUCUUUGCCGUGGUCAUCUACUUCCAGGGCUUCCGUGUAGACCUGCCAAUCAAGUCGGCGCGCUACCGUGGCCAGUACAACACCUACCCCAUCAAGCUCUUCUACACCUCCAACAUCCCCAUCAUCCUGCAGUCCGCGCUGGUGUCCAACCUCUACGUCAUCUCCCAGAUGCUGUCCGCUCGCUUCAGCGGGAACUUGCUGGUCAGCCUGCUGGGCACGUGGUCGGACACGUCUUCCGGCGGCCCGGCGCGUGCCUACCCUGUCGGCGGCCUGUGCUAUUACCUGUCCCCUCCAGAGUCGUUCAGCUCCGUGCUGGAGGACCCUGUCCACGCAGCUGUGUACAUCGUGUUCAUGCUGGGCUCCUGCGCCUUCUUCUCCAAAACAUGGAUCGAGGUCUCGGGCUCCUCUGCCAAGGAUGUUGCCAAGCAGCUGAAAGAGCAGCAGAUGGUGAUGAGAGGCCACCGGGAGACCUCCAUGGUCCACGAGCUCAACCGGUACAUCCCCACAGCAGCGGCCUUUGGCGGGCUGUGCAUCGGAGCCCUCUCGGUCCUGGCGGACUUCCUAGGUGCCAUCGGGUCUGGAACCGGGAUCCUGCUUGCCGUGACCAUCAUCUACCAGUACUUUGAGAUCUUCGUGAAGGAGCAGAGCGAGGUGGGCAGCAUGGGAGCCCUUCUGUUCUGAGCCUCAGCUUCUGUGGACCAGGGGGGAGCGUGCCCCGGGGAGCGCGCAGCUGUGGCACAAGGACUUGAUUUAAUGAUGCUUUUUAAAUUUCUUAUCCUUUCAUUCCACUGUGUAAAGUGCUAGAUUUUCCAGUUUGAAAUUAUUCUUUUUCUCGUGGCAUUGGCAGAAGCCCGUAGAAGUGAGGUGACUGCCAGAGGGUCAUGGCGGCCAGUUGUCCACUUAGUUCCCUGUGGGCCUUUGAUCCUGGCCCCUGCGGCACGCAGCUGCGGUGUGCCCCGCUCCCCCCCGCCCCCCCAACCCGAAGGAAGCACAAGCAGAGGUCUGCCCUCCUCCCGGCCCCAUGGCGAGGCUGGAGGCUGGGGAGCAGAUCCCGCGGCGGGCCCUCACCGGCGCGCCCGCCAGCGCUUCGCUCUCCGACGGGCCCUGAAGGAGGAGUGGGCGUCGGCGUCCGCUCCGACUCGCGGGGCCGGGGCGCGGGGGCGCUGCUGGACUGGCCGCGGCGCCCUCCGUCCCCCGGGGCGGCUAGCUCAGCUUCGCACUGCGCCUGGGACCAACACGCAGCCGAGGAGCUGCAGGGCCGAGCGGGCCGCGGGCGUGUCGGGCCCUGGUGCGCGUCUCGGCCGCACGGCGCCGCCCAUCACGCGUGGCCUUGUCUAGACCCGGUCCCAAGCCCCGGGCCGCCGCCGGCCGCGGGUGCUCCGUCCGUGCGGGGCGGGACUCACUGUGGACGAGCGAGAGACGAAUAAAGCCGACUUUGUACA
Molecule: messenger RNA, 2301 nt
Organism: Dipodomys spectabilis (banner-tailed kangaroo rat)
Lineage: Eukaryota; Metazoa; Chordata; Mammalia; Rodentia; Heteromyidae
Gene: Sec61a1
Product: SEC61 translocon subunit alpha 1
Exons: 12
Coding region: 110-1540 (476 amino acids)
Biological process (GO): post-translational protein targeting to membrane, translocation; SRP-dependent cotranslational protein targeting to membrane, translocation
Cellular component (GO): Sec61 translocon complex; membrane
Molecular function (GO): signal sequence receptor activity; ribosome binding; transmembrane protein transporter activity
Source: RefSeq, a predicted model, not a curated record